UUCUCAAUAUUAGCCAACAGCUGUUGGUGUCCAUUGUCGAUGGAAUUUUCUCAUUAAUUUUCUUACACUUUCAACAUAGUUUUCUUUGUAACCAAAUAGAGUUUAAAGAACAUUGCUUUUGUCAUAGCCCACCUCACCUGUGUAUCAUUCCCACUCAUUGUGUUUGUUGCUUAAAGGCUUAAAGCUUCCUCCCCAUUCCUUAUCUCCUCUAUCUCUCUCUUAAGAGUGAAAACACAGCUCCCAUCAGCUUAGAGAGAGAAAAAGAAGAGAGACCCACAUGGAAUCAAAUUGAGGGUCAUCUACAGAUGUACUAGCUUAAAAAAGAAAAAAGUUUCAUAUAUGAUCAUGGAAGAAGAUAAUAUUAUGCGCCACCCAAUUUUUCCAUUACAGUUCCUAGACAAAAAAGAAGAAGACGAAGAAGACGAACCACCAUGUUCAAGCUCCAGCUAUCCAUCUCUCUUCAUUUCCGGCGAAACGAGCACGAACCGAUCAGACCCAGCUCAUCAAGUCGCCACCACUGCCGGCUCCGAGCCACCCAAGAAACCCACACCCAAGAGGGCAACAGCCAAGGACAGACAUACUAAAGUGGAUGGCCGAGGCCGCCGGAUCCGCAUGCCGGCCAUCUGCGCCGCUAGGGUGUUCCAGCUGACAAGAGAAUUAGGCCACAAGACUGAUGGAGAAACCAUCGAGUGGCUGCUCCAACAGGCGGAGCCAUCAGUGAUCGCCGCCACCGGAACUGGAACUAUCCCGGCUAAUUUCACUUCCCUUAAUAUAUCACUCCGGAGCUCUGGCUCAACUAUCUCAGCUCCUUCACACUUUCUAAGGACUUCUCAUUUUAAUCCGAAUUUCGCGUUAACCCAGUUCACAGAACGGAGUAAUGAGGAGUCUCAUCGGAGAAUUUCGUUUCCAGGAGCUGAAUUUUCUACGGAGAAUUCGAAUUUGAAUUUCCCGAGUACUGCUAAUAAUGUGAGUGCCAUUUCAGAAGCUAAGCAAGAUUUGCCGUCGCAGUAUCAUAUGGGAAGCUAUAUGAUGCAGUCUAGCUCGGGUUUAGUUCCGGUGAGUCACGGUCAGAUGCCGGUGGCAGCCGCCUUGUGGGCCGCCGCGAAUCGGGGUAAGCAGGUGAUGGGUGGUACUGACCCCAUAUGGGCAUUACCUUCUGUCGGUAGCACUAAUUUGCAUAGAGGGUCUGUGUCUAGUGGGUUACAUUUUAUGAAUUUUGCUACCCCAAUGGCUCUAUUGCCUAGCCAACAGUUGGGUUCAGGCACUGGUGGUGGCGGUGCGGUUUCCGAUGGACAAUUGGGUAUGCUUGCUGCGGUCAAUGAAUUUAGGCAUCUUCCCAGUGGUGGCGCUUCCAGGUCUAAUGUGCAACAUGGAGGAGAUGAUCAGCAUGCAUGACACAAGUAGUUAUAUUAUUCAUGGGUGUGCACGUUUGCUUGAACUUUCGAAAAAAUUACUCCAUAUUAUUUUUAGCUCAAAUUACUUGCCUUCCGUUUGAGGAUCAGAAAGUCGAAGGCAGGCUAGUGAUUGGUGUGAAGUCGUAACAAAGUAGCCGUACCAAAAGGUGUGGCAAUAUAUUAAUUACCUCCUUUUCGAAGAGAGCUAAAUGUUUGUUGGUAUUUUGAUUUGAUAUUGCUUUGCAUUUCAAAAGAAGGGAGCUAUGUCCGAGUUAAACUUGGAGAUGAAAGUCUUCUUUCGUUUCUCCACGGUGAAGUAUAGCUUGAUUAUUUAUUUUUCUACUACAUACAUCUAUAUAGCAUUUGCAAAACUGGCUUACAUAUA
Molecule: messenger RNA, 1779 nt
Organism: Cornus florida
Lineage: Eukaryota; Viridiplantae; Streptophyta; Magnoliopsida; Cornales; Cornaceae
Product: transcription factor TCP15-like
Exons: 1
Coding region: 340-1395 (351 amino acids)
Cellular component (GO): nucleus
Molecular function (GO): sequence-specific DNA binding; DNA-binding transcription factor activity
Source: RefSeq, a predicted model, not a curated record